CUCUAUCGUAAAUGUUGGUCCUUCUAGCAGGCUCUCUCCGGAUACCUGCUUUCUAUCUGUGUGCCACAGCUAACCAAUGUUUGCCUUUAUUCUCGUGCCCUGCCUCAGAUGUUGCUUGCAUCGACGGAGGCGUUUCACUUUUCUCUCAUUCCGUCCUUCCCUAUCAUACUUGGUCGUGUGUAAGGUAUUCGGACACCUAGGCGUUAGAGGUACCCCUACGAGUAAAUCCUCUGGUUGGGUCCCUCCGGUGGGACGUCAUGCACCUCUUCUCGCCUUAUUCUUCUCUCCCUGUCAAAUAUGAUAGGACCGCUCCGGCCCCUGCGUGCACCGUGUCAGGAGGGUGCUUGCUGGCUGACCAGUGUCACAUGCAAGAAAGGGGGGAAAUGGGGGCUCGUUUCCUCCUCAGGGCGAAUGUUUAUCGAAAUCUCCAAACAUCUUUACACCAUAAUAUAAUCUCGAUACAAUCCUUAACCCGAGUCUCAUCAAUUUUUCUCCUCUAUCCAUGUCUUCUUCCGCGGUCAUCAGGGAUAAAACCCCUAUAUUGACUGCUUUCCUCCUUCCUCUCCUCCAUGCUCAUGCGCAUGCUCCUGCCGAUCCGACCGCCUCUUCCCCGCCCUUCUUCCUCGGUAUUUCGGGCCCGCAGGGGUCUGGAAAAUCCACCCUCGUGACUGCCCUUGCCGCUGCUCUCCGGACCUACCCGCAUUCAUUAAACGUAGUUGUUUUCUCCGCUGACGAUAUUUAUCUCACAAAUGCCGACCAAGUUGCACUGCGCGAGCUCUAUCCCGAUAAUAAGCUGGUUCGGCAUCGAGGCGAGCCCGGGACUCAUGACAUAGAAUUGGCCAAGAACGUUUUUCGCUCCCUUCAUGAUCAGCGGGGGACCAAGGUUCCCUCCUAUGAUAAGUCUGCCUUCGAGGGGCAAGGUGAUAGGGCUGAUGAGGCCUCCUGGGAAGCGGUCGAUGGCCCCUACGACCUGGUCAUAUUUGAAGGCUGGUGUGUAGGCUUCCGGCCUCUCCCAGAUGGCGUUGUGGAGGAAGCGUGGAAUAAGGGCAGGACGUCAGGGAGAGGAACCCUGGGGAGACAUUCGCUUGAGCACCUUUUGUUUGUCAACACCAAGUUAAAGGAUUAUGACACGAUAACUGAGUAAAGCCCCUCAAUUCAUGCGGACAAUAGGCAGUCUCUGACAUGGAGUAUACUGAUGGUGGGUUUAGCUCGCUGAAUGCUCUGAUUCAUAUGUGAGUUCUUUCCACUUGAUGCGGACUUGGGACCUUUGUAGAGUAUUAAUUACAGGUGAGCAAAAGUGAUGCCGAAGAUAUAUCUUGUGUUUACGACUGGCGUACCCAACAAGAACAUGACCUGAUUUCGGCUCGCGGUUCCGGAAUGACAGACGAUCAGGUAAUUGAGUUUGUGAACGGCUGUGCGGUGCCCUCCCCUAGCUCAUCCUACUUUUGUUAACACUUGCCACUAGACAUGCCUGCGUAUGAGCUUUACAUCGAUAACUUGCGACGAGGUUCUUUUGGGGCGAAGGGCAAACAGCUGAGAGUGGUGAUUGGGAAAGACAGAAAUAUCGUUAGAAUUGCGAAUCUUUAGGCUCGUCUCUAAGCGGCCAUGAGAGGUCCAAGGUCUUUUGUUACGCAGUUUCUUCAACGAAGCGCAGCCUGUUACGGCGUUGCGAGGGUGGCAGCAUGGAAAGCGGGAGUGUGCUUGUACCGAGACAAGACCUAGCCUGAUUUGCCCUCAGAAGAGAAAGAAGCCUGCCAGUAUGAUAGUCUUUUGUCGUUCUUGAUCUCGAGUUGGUGUGGUGGUUGUGUAUGAGGGCUGAGAGGAGCGACGGAUGCUUACAGCCGAGAGGGUAGCCGGUGCCUCCGCUCUUGCGACUCGAAAGUCUCGCGACGCCGGAACGCACCGUACCCAGAUGUGCUUGGUAGCCGAAUAAUUCGCUCGCACCUUGAAGGUCUUUGGUUGCUACGAAAGACAAGUGUGUGCCGGAAUUCUGUCAAGAUGCGAGUGAUAUGUGGUGAUUCUAGUGGGAGAAUGCGGACUUCCAUAGGGGGAAUCUGCAGAUAGUCAGACCAAAGGCUUUCCUAAAAGCCGUCUAUGAUACUCCCCAUAACCUAUCUUAUGAUACCGGUAUCUCUAUCUGGUGGGGUGUAUGGACACCAAAGCGGCUCUAAAGAUUGAACCCUUAACUUAAUGCGCGACGGUCAGUGUUUCUCACGGUGCUUAUGAAAGCCUCGUGAUCAUAUCACAGGCGCGUCCGUAACCCUUGACCCCAUCGAGAUUUGUGGGAG
Tuber aestivum (summer truffle) is the source of this 2288-nucleotide messenger RNA. The record is from the annotation of a GenBank genome assembly. NCBI's taxonomy places the organism in Eukaryota, Fungi, Ascomycota, Pezizomycetes, Pezizales, Tuberaceae.